AUGCCACCCCCCAAAUCCACCCAAAAUGAAUACCUCCUCCCCAUGAAAGAAGCCCCCGCCGCCAAAACCAUGUCCUCACGCCUCAUGACCAUGAAGUUCAUGCAGCGCGGCGCUGCCCUCGCCGCCGCCGCCAAUAACAACUCCCUAACCACUCCCGUUUCCGCAACCACACCGACCCCCGCAAACCCCCAAGCGGCCGGCAACGACAACGACAACGACGUCACCUCCUCCUCUAAACGCCGUAAAUUCUCCCACGUCCCUGCCUCCGCCUCUACCGCGGCCCCUCAAUCCCCCCUCUACGACCAAGCCGCCAUCCAAGCCGCCAUCGAAGAAGAAGAGAAGAAGCGAAUCGCUGCCGUGGAGAGGAGAGCCGCAGAGUUGGGUGACAGUCACUGGGUCCUGGAGGGUGCGAACACAGGAGUGAAAAAGGGGGCAAAGAAGCCGUUGAAUGUUGUGCAAGUGGGCUUUGCGCAGAUUGACUAUGGCUCAUCAAGGACAACUUACUCUGGUGUCGAGGACGACAACCCAUUCGAGGAGGGAAGCGCGGGUGCUGCCCCACCGUUGAUGAGAUUCAACAUGAAGAAGGCCGAGGCCCCCAAGAUCAAAUCCGACGAGAGCUCCAGUUCCGACAACUCGGACUCCGACAGCGGCUCAGUCUCCGAUGAUUCCGACUCCGAUUCCUCCUCAGACGAGAGAAAGACCACGAAGAACCGACAACAACCCCGUGGCAGGCAACAGAACACCAACGACUCCGCCUCCCGAAAACGUGGCCGAUCAUCUACCCUUUCGACCAAAAAAGCGGAAGAGCAAAAACGCGCCCGAGAACUCGCCAGCCAGAGAAGGAAAAAGGAGGUCAAGCUCAACAGGCUAAGCUCGAUAUCUGGCGCAGGGGGGUUAAGCUCAAUAUCUGGCGGUGGUGGGCUCUCCUCCUCGAAAACGUCAAUGGCAAACAUGACUUGCCAUGGGUGCGGUAAGCUGGGGCAUAAGAAUGCGGAUUGCCCUAACAAGAGGAGACGCUAG
Messenger RNA from Podospora bellae-mahoneyi, 1020 nucleotides. RefSeq lists its product as uncharacterized. The transcript has 2 exons. The record is from RefSeq and is a predicted model, not a curated record. The coding region runs from base 1 to 1020 and encodes 339 amino acids. Gene Ontology annotation, molecular function: zinc ion binding; nucleic acid binding. Lineage: Eukaryota; Fungi; Ascomycota; Sordariomycetes; Sordariales; Podosporaceae.